Messenger RNA from Clunio marinus, 696 nucleotides. NCBI's taxonomy places the organism in Eukaryota, Metazoa, Arthropoda, Insecta, Diptera, Chironomidae. The record is from the annotation of a GenBank genome assembly.
AUGAAUUUAAUUCGAUUUAUUUUUGCAACUGCAUUCUGUUCAUCGGUGUUAUCAUUCGAGCUCAACUGUCUCUUUCGUAGAUCAUUUCACUUUCUGGUUUGGAGGGAAAUUUACGGGUGUGAUUGCUGGGUCGUACAUACAACUGGAAAUACCAUCGCGCUUGAAGAUUUGUCUCGAAAUUUGCAACAAUUUCCUUCAAACUUUGAUCAUUUUUUCCCAAACUUAUUUGACAUUUUUCUUGCCCCUUCUGGAUUGACUACGAUAACAGCUGAGGAUCUCAAACCUUUUCCAGCUUUAAUUCGCUUAGAAAUUCCUGAUAACAGGAUUCAACAUGUAGAAGGAAAUUUGUUUCAGCAUACGCCCAACAUGAGAGCAGUUGGUUUUUCGUUUAAUAGCAUUGAGACAGUAGGACUUGGGUUGUUUGAAGGUUUGAGAGGUUUUACAGCACCUGGAAGUUUGGUAUCAUUUUUAGGAAACACAUGCAUAAGUGAAUCUGCUAAUGGUCCGGAACAAAUCGCAAUUCUCAUUCAAAAUUUAGAAAGAGAUUGUCUUCCACCCAUCACUACAACAACAACAACUGAGGCAGCAGUUGAUGAAUGUCCAUCGAGUUGUCGCACAUUAAUUGAUUCAUUUGCAUCAAGAAUUGAACAGUUGGAAAUGCAAAUGAAGGAAAUUCUUGGAAAGCUUCAAGUGUAG